ACUGAUGCUGCUGCUGCUGCAGACUGCUGCAUGUCUGGAUCGGUUCUGCUGGUUUAAUCAAACAAAUCCCUGUUACGCAGCUCUGGGACACAAACUUAGUCUGCAGAUGUUGAACGACACUAGUGAAUAUGACCUGAAGAUCAUAAAGAGAAUAAACAGCACACAUGAUGGUCCAGCUUGUAGAGUAAAGAAUGACACAAUGAGGACGAGUGAAUGUGAUCUUUAUAAUAACAGACCUGAAGUGACCAUCAUUAAUGGGACUCUGAUAAUAAACCGUGUGAUCAGAGCAGAUUCAGGGAAUUACACAAUAAAACUCGAGAGCUCAGACGGCACAGAAACAUCUAGAGAUCUUCAAGUGAUUGUUGAAGAUCAUCCAGUGGCUCUGAUCGUUUUGGGAAGUCUUGCUGUAAUUCUUAUUGUUCUGGUCAUCAUCGCAUAUUACGUUUACAAGAAGAAGAAUCAGCUCAAAUGCACAAAUGUGGAAAAUGCCUCGUCAGGCCCUCAGACAAACAGGAAUGAGAGGAAGGAGCAGGAGCUUCAUUACGGAGAAGUGACGUUCACCGACAGAAAGGUUCAACAGCAGCCGUGUAAAACACAGGAGGAGUGUUUGUACGCUCAGGUGCAGACGCGCUAGUGUGAACACCACCACAAAACCACUUCACUGUCAUGAAGACUCAACACGACAGCUUUUGGCUGCUUAUGAUGAAAUGCUCGGCUUAUUGCACAUUUUCUUUCCUGUGUGGCAACAGAAAAACACAGCGUCUGAUCCAGAACAGAAAUAUAAAAGGAUGAACACUUUCCAAUAAAGCCGCUGAAGGAAAUCAUGACUGCUGUGAACAAUGAAUGACUUGUACUACAUAAGUCAUUGUUUUUUAUAUAAAAUAUCUUUCUGUGACACACGGUACUAUGCAAUAAAAAUA
Messenger RNA from Sinocyclocheilus grahami, 920 nucleotides. RefSeq lists its product as uncharacterized. The transcript is spliced from 5 exons. Bases 5 to 634 code for a protein of 209 amino acids. The record is from RefSeq and is a predicted model, not a curated record. Lineage: Eukaryota; Metazoa; Chordata; Actinopteri; Cypriniformes; Cyprinidae.